AUGAAGGCCGCGGCGCCCAUCAACAGCAUCGCGCACAAGUUAGGCAGCCAAAGCUUUCUCCCGGAGACGCUGGACAAGGAGUGCGACAAGGCUGCGACAAUACUCAAGGCAUUCUGCAAGAAGGGAGUCUAUGCCGACCCUGCGGCCACUUCGGUGCCCACCUCGACCGAUCCCAACGCAGUCGAAUCGACCGACAGAGUCAUUGACCCGACAAAGGAGAAACCCAAGAAUCGCGUCAUCGUCACGAUUCCCCCCAAGGUCAUCGCCAAAGCCGUUGGCCUUGCCAUAUUCACCACGCUCCGUGCCGGUUUCCAGGUGUCUGGUGCUACAGGCUCAGGAAUCCUGAUUGCGCGUCUCCCGGACGGCACCUGGAGUCCUCCCUCUGGCAUCCAGCUGCACUCCGUCGGCGGCGGAUUCCAGAUCGGCCUUGAUAUCUACGACUGCGUCUGCGUCAUCAACAGCAAGGAGGCUCUUGCGGCCUUCACCAACACGCGCGUCAGUCUAGGCAGCGAUCUGGCCGUCGUGGCUGGUCCGUAUGGUGCUGGUGCCGCCGUUGAGUUUGGUGCGCCCUUGGAGAUGAAAGGGAAGCAAGGGAAGCAAGAAGGGCCCGAGGAUCAACAACAGCAAUCGCAGCAGAAGCUCCAGCCAGCAGACAACAGCAAGCAGAGCCACAGGCGAAGUCUCAGCGCCAGCGCAACCAAGCCCGUCUUCUCAUAUGUCAAGUCGCGAGGCUUCUACGCCGGCAUCCGUAUCGAUGGCACCGUCGUUGCUGAGCGCAAAGAAGCAAACGCUGCCUUUUACGGCCAGGCUGUCUCCGUAGACCAGAUUCUCAAGGGUCAAGUGCCGCCUCAAGGACCCCCCGGAAUGUGGCCGGCUGGAGCUCAAACACUGUACAGCGUUCUCAAGGGGGCCGAGGCCGGUGCUUUGCAAGCAUCUUCCGGUAACAGCAGUCCAGGGCACCACCAACAACAGACCGCGCAAGGCUACGACUAUUCUCAACCAGGCCAAGGUCAGCAGCAGAUGUCCCUUCCCUCGUACGCGGAGAGUGGACCACGUCCAAUUGAUGGCGACAUCAAGUACGCCUGA
Trichoderma citrinoviride is the source of this 1086-nucleotide messenger RNA. RefSeq lists its product as hypothetical. Gene Ontology annotation, molecular function: phosphatidylinositol binding. Bases 1 to 1086 code for a protein of 361 amino acids. The transcript has 2 exons. NCBI's taxonomy places the organism in Eukaryota, Fungi, Ascomycota, Sordariomycetes, Hypocreales, Hypocreaceae. The record is from RefSeq and is a predicted model, not a curated record.